CGCCCGCCUCUUGAGCUGUCGCGAAGCGCGCCGCCCAGCGAAGAUGGCGGCCGAGCUGCAUCCCCGCAGCGGAAAGCUCAUCGGCCUGUCGAACUCGAACCGAACGGCGCAGCGCAACCAGCCCGUGCAGGAGUUCAACCACGGGCUCGUGCUGAGCCGCGAGCCGCUGCGGGACCGCGAUGUGUUCACGGUGCGAAUCGACAAGAAGGUCAACUCGUGGAGCGGCUCCAUCGAGAUCGGUGUGACAGCACUUGACCCGGCAGCCUUGGACUUCCCAAGCAGCGCCACGGGCCUCAAGGGCGGCUCUUGGAUCGUGUCGGGCUGCUCUGUGCUCAUGGACGGUCGCUCUGUGCUGGAGGAGUAUGGUCGCGACCUGGACCAGCUGGCCGAGGGCGACUGCGUCGGCAUCCAGAGGAACAGCCAGGGCGAGCUGCACCUGUGGGUCAACGGCCAGGACUGCGGCGCAGCCGCCAGCGGCCUCCCCGCCCGCCUUUGGGCCGUCGUGGACCUCUACGGCAAGUGCACGCAGAUCACGGUAGUCAGCUGCGAGCCGCCGCCCCCCGGGACCGAAGCUGAGGGGCCGUGUGAAGAGGAGCCCUCCAGGACCCACGGCGAGGACAUGGCGAGCGGAGCAGCGGCCAUACAGCCUGCGGUGGUCAACGGCACCGUGGACGAAGUGCCUGAGCUCCCCGUCAGCCAGAACCGACCCGACAAGUUCCCCAACACGCUGGAACCUGAGGCAGCGCUCACGGAGCAGCAGCUCUUCGACGUCUUCAACAACGCCAUCGUGUCCCUGUACCGCGCCGAGGACGACGGUGCCGGGGACGCAGGGGGCGCUCUCUCUGAUGUGUCCACCAGGGGGUGCGUGGGGGGGAUGAGCAGCAGCGGCGUGCUUGCGGGCAGCAGUGACUUGGCGAGUAGCGGCGGGGGCGCCGGCGACAGCUCCGGCAGCAGUCCGGCCGGAGGGGGCGGGGCCACGCUGGGGCCCGCGCUCGCCUCCGGGGGCGUGACCACCAACGACGCGCUGCUCUUCCACGAGAAAUGCGGCACCCUCAUCAAGCUGAGCAACAACAACAAGACGGCGGAGCGGCGCCGACCGCUGGACGAGUUCAACAAUGGCGUGGUGAUGACCAACCGGCCGCUGCGGCACAACGAGAUGUUUGAGAUUCGCAUCGACAAGCUGGUGGACAAGUGGUCGGGGUCCAUCGAGAUCGGCGUGACCACACACAACCCCAACAACCUGGACUACCCAGCCACCAUGACCAACCUCCGCUCGGGCACUAUCAUGAUGAGCGGCUGCGGCAUUCUGACCAACGGAAAGGGCACCAGGAGGGAGUACUGUGAGUUCAGUCUGGAUGAGCUGCAGGAGGGCGACCACAUCGGGCUGAUGCGCAAGUCCAGCGGAGCCCUUCAUUUCUACAUCAACGGCAUCGACCAGGGCGUGGCCGCUUCCCAGACUCCCGCCGUGGUGUACGGCGUCGUGGACCUGUACGGCAUGGCCGUCAAAGUCACCAUCGUGCACAAUCACAACCACAGCGACCGGCUGCGGCGGAACAACGCCAUCAUGAGGGCGCUCUCCCCCGACGUGGGCCGCCCUCGGCCCGCCCUUUCGCUGACCCCGGACCCCGAGGUGCCCGACCGCCUGCUCUUCCACCCCAACUGCGGACAGAAGGCGGCUAUAAUCGGCGACGGCCGGACGGCUCUGCGGCCGCACGCCACCGACGACUUCAACCACGGCGUGGUCCUGAGUAGCCGCCCUCUGCGCUCCAACGAGGUGUUCCAGGUGCGCAUCGACAAGAUGGUGGACAAAUGGGCGGGGUCCAUAGAGAUCGGCGUGACGACGCACAACCCCGCUUACCUGCAGCUGCCCUCCACCAUGACCAACCUCCGCUCUGGCACCUGGAUGAUGACGGGGAACGGCGUCAUGCACAACGGGACCACCAUCCUGGACGAGUACGGCCACAACCUGGACCGGCUAAAGGCAGGCGACACGGUCGGGGUGGUGCGCAAAGACGAUGGCAGCCUGCACUUCUUUGUGAACGGGGUGCCCCAGGGGCCGGCUGCGUGGAACGUGCCGCCCAGCGUCUACGCCGUGGUGGACCUGUACGGUCAGGCAGCCCAGGCCACCAUCAUGGAUGACAUGGCUGACCUCCCCCCGCUGCCAGAUGACAGCUCGGAGGGGCCCGCAGCCACGUCCCCCAGCAGCCCCUGCUCGGUGGGUGGGGCCAGUGCUGUCAACGACCUGCGCUUCCACCAGCUCCACGGCACCAAUGCUGUCAUCACCAACGGGGGGCGCACCGCCCUGAGACAGAACUGCCGCAGCGAGUUCAACGAUGCCAUUGUCAUCUCCAACAGAUGCCUUCGAGAUGGCGAGUUGUUUGAGAUUGUCAUUCAGAAGAUGGUGGACCGCUGGUCAGGGUCUAUAGAAGCAGGUGUGACUGCAAUCCGGCCGGAAGAGCUGGAGUUUCCCAACACCAUGACGGACAUAGACUAUGAUACCUGGAUGCUCAGCGGCACAGCAAUCAUGCAGGAUGGAAACACCAUGCGCAACAACUACGGCUGCGAUCUGGACUCGCUCACCACGGGUUCCCGCAUCGGCAUGAUGCGCACGGCCAGCGGGGACCUGCACUACUACAUCAAUGGGGUGGACCAGGGCAUGGCUUGUGCCGGCCUGCCGCCAGAGGUGUACGCAGUCAUCGACCUGUAUGGCCAGUGUGUCCAGGUGUCCAUCACCAGUUCGUCGGGACCGCUGGACAACAGCCUGUGUACGAGCAACAUCACAGAGAAGAGCUUUCCCAUUCAGUCCCCAGUGGCUGGGGUCGCUCACCGCCUGCACAGUAAACAUGGCAAGAAUGUUGUGCUGCUUGGGGAGGGCAGCCAGGCAGUGAGGAUGGGAGGAUACACACAUGGCAUCGUCUUCAGCGCCAAGGAGCUCAAGACCGACGAGCUCUUUGAGGUGAAGAUAGACGAGGUGGACGAGCAGUGGUCCGGCUCCCUCCACGUGGGCCUGACCACACUGCCGCCUGCGGAGCUGCCCUCCUGCCCCACGGGGGCGCUCUGCCCCUCGCUGCCCCAGCUGCGCGGUCGUGUCACCUGGCUCCUGGCCGGGACCGAGGUGAGGCGUAACGGCGUGCUGCAGAGGCAGAACUACGGCUGCUCGCUGGACCGGCUGAUGGUGGGGAACCGCGUGGGUGUCAAACGCUGCAGCGACGACACCAUGCAUAUCUUCAUUGACGGAGAGGACAUGGGUCCAGCAGCCACUGCUGUAGCCAAGAACGUGUACGCCGUGUUAGACCUGUACGGGCGCGUCACGGCCAUGUCCAUCGUGAGCUCCACGGUGCUGGAGGACACGGAGAGCAGCAAGGCGCCCUCGCUCUCCUCUGACAGCUGCAGUGAGGGCGAGGAGGAGCACAGCCUGUGUGAAAACGAGGCGGCUCCGGUGCCCACGGUCAUGACAUUCCUGGAGAACCAUGGCAAGAACAUCCAGCUGUCUAAUCAGAACCUGACGGCAUCACGUGUGUCCAGUUACAACCAGGGCCUCCUGGUCACUGUGCAACCCCUUCCGCGCCAGCAGCUCUUCCAGUUCCAGAUUGACCGCCUGAACCUCUCCUGGACCUCGUCCCUUUCCCUGGGCGUCAUCGGCCACUCGCCCGACCGCCUCAACUUCCCCUCAACCGCUUGCUGCCUGAAGCGCUCUGCCUGGCUGCUGCAGCGUGACUCUGUCUUCCACAACUCGCUCAAGAUUUGUGAGAACUAUGGACCCAACCUGGACACGUGUCCUGAAGGCACCAUUUUGGGACUGCUGGUGGACGCCAACGGCUGCUUGCACCUCUAUGUGAACGGGAUAGACCAGGGUGUGGCGGCGCAGGACAUCCCCAACCCCUGCUACCCCCUCAUCGACCUGUAUGGCCAGUGCGAGCAGGUUACCAUAGUGACGAACGACGUGCCAGCAGUGGCGAGGAAGGGCCGAGAGUCCUGUUGUCAGGGUGACAUGGAGAAGGCCGACAUGGUUGAUGGGAUCAAGGAGAGUGUGUGCUGGACUCCCCCGCCGGAGGUGAAUCCCAACAAGACGUGCGAGUACCAGGCUUUGUGUUCCCGCUUCAAGGACCUGCUCACUCUGCCAGAUGGCUAUUUCAACGAGGACGCCAAGUUCAACCUGUGUUACUGCGAGUCCUGCCACAAGCUGCGUGGAGAUGAGCCCUAUUACAAGCGUGGCGAGCCCCCCCGCGACUACGCCCUCCCCUUUGGCUGGUGCCGCUUUGCUCUCAGGAUCAAGCCCCACUGUGAGGUGGCCAACGGGUACAAGAAGUGGCACAUGGCCUACCACGGCACAAGCGUCGGUUCCCUGAGGAGGAUUCUGGACCACAACCAGAUACUCUCAGGGCCUUCGUCCAUCUUCUCAGUGGCCCAGGUGAAGGUGGAGGGUCAGAACGGCUACAGCGAACCAGAGGAGAACAGCGCUCCCGAGAGGGAGGUGCCGAAGGUGCAGCUGUCGCCUACCAUGCGCUACUCUGGCCUGGAGGCCUUCGCCCCCAAAGUGCAAUUCCGGGACCCUCGCUCUCAGCGCUAUUACCACGCCCAGGUAGCUUUCCAGGUGUGUGUGCGGCCUGGCUCCUACAAGGUGGGUCCUCAGAGUUUGGGUGCGAGCGAGGCGCUGGACCCCCGCUUCAGCAACGCCGAGAUGGAGUGGAUCACCAAGGAGAAGGGCGGCAUCCUGCUCUACGGGCUGCUUAUCCGAGUGGAGUGAGGGCCGGGGGGGUAAAUCUGAGUCCGGUCGGUCACCUCAGAUGGCAACUAAACGGCAUCCCUCCUCGCGCAGCCACCCCCCGCCCCCCGCCCCAUCGUGACUCGCCUCGGACUUGUUUCACGUGGAGGAUCGGAGGAUGAACAAACACCUUUUUCAUUGACGUUUUUUUUUUUUUUGUUUGAGAGGGUGGGUUCGGUUCGGAGAAGAGACAAACUGCCUGCACUUUACGUUUUGAAUACGAGUGGGCGAUUUUUAAACUUUCCAUGGAUUUAAUGGUCACUGCUCUCUCUCUCUCGCUCUCUCUCUCGCUCACUCCUUCCCGUGCCUCUGAACAGUCUGCCUGCCUCUGCUCCCUUUUGUUCGCUGUACGCAGACGACGGGCGGUCGGGGGGGGCGUGGCGUUUGGACAGGGAUGAAAACCAAUCACCUUCAGGUUCUCUCGCGCAGCAGUCCGAUUGAUGUUUUUUCUCAAACCGUCGAACGAAGAGAUGAGCUUGUGGGAAGGAGCUGGGGUUGACUCCUUUGUGCCUGCAGCUGGGGGACACGGAACCAGAAGGACAUGAGACACGCUGACGGAGGACAGCCCGUCCACUUCUCUCCCUCACCCUGCUUCUCACACACUUCUGUGCGUCACCUUUCCUUUAGUGCCCCCUUCUGGUGAGCACUUCCUGAAGCGCAAGGACGUGUCUCUCGCCUGCGGGUAAAGGGAGCUGGAAAGGCUCUUCUCCAAGAAACGGUGCUCAGUGAAGGUCAACUGAUCCCUUGGCAGAAGGCGCUGGUGCCACCAGGAUUGCGAGACGCAGCAGAGCAGAUCUCCUCUAGGACGGAUCGCCACGCGCUCUGAGGAUCUUUUCGGCGCCCGCUGCCGCCCCCGUCUGUUUGAAGCACACCCCCUCGGUGCUGACAUGGUGGCACCUGCGUGUCUAUGGAUUUGGGGAAGGUGUGGAUGGUGACUGUGUUUGCAGGAGCACCUUUGGCUCUUCUGGCUCCACCCGGAGCUUCUCGUCCUUUUCGCCAGGUGAUGUUUACACUGCGGCCUGGACCUCCUCCCCGAGAGAGAGAGAGAGAGAGAGAAAGAAAGUUGUAGUUCCGUAAAACUGUCCAGGCACAAAGUUGUUGCAAGGCAUGUUGGGAAAUGGUCUGAAUGGUGACCCUGUGCCUGGAGUCGGUGGGACGGUUAUAGUUUAUUCUCCUGCAGUGGAAGUGCGUGCACUGACAGGUGACUUGAAGAGAUCUUUCCAACUCCAAAAAGCUCAUAUCUUAGGGUUGUGCAACUACUCAUUCGCCUUCAUCUCCAAAGCAUAUCUGCCGUGUAAAGCAGCACUUUUGCGUUUCGUUUCAUUUCGUUUCUGUUGCCAAGUUGAUAUACAUGAGUAAAUGUAUGUUCGCAGGUAGAUUCCCGUAGCCUCGCCAGGGCCGUGUGGGUUCUAACGCUUCCUUCGUGCUGUCGGAGGAGGCCUCGCGGAUCGAUGCUGCUGUUCCGUGGCUCCAGGGGAGACCAAUAAACAGGACGUGUUUGCAAUGUCUCAUCGAAAAUGUGAAGAAAUGGGCUUAUUAUUUAAGUGUGGCACAGCUUUUUUAAUCAAUGUUUCUUUUCUGUCUGUUGUGCUGUACAGACUGUUACACAACAUGAACCAUAUCGCCCUGGUUUGUAAAGAACAAAGAACGUAUGCACAGUGUA
This is a messenger RNA of Scleropages formosus (Asian bonytongue), 6428 nucleotides long. RefSeq names its product neuralized E3 ubiquitin protein ligase 4 (gene neurl4). Gene Ontology annotation, molecular function: ubiquitin protein ligase activity. The transcript is spliced from 29 exons. Bases 44 to 4747 code for a protein of 1567 amino acids. NCBI's taxonomy places the organism in Eukaryota, Metazoa, Chordata, Actinopteri, Osteoglossiformes, Osteoglossidae. The record is from RefSeq and is a predicted model, not a curated record.